Anopheles darlingi is the source of this 2303-nucleotide messenger RNA. Its product is annotated as peroxidase-like. Gene Ontology annotation, molecular function: heme binding; peroxidase activity. The transcript has 4 exons. Lineage: Eukaryota; Metazoa; Arthropoda; Insecta; Diptera; Culicidae. The coding region runs from base 441 to 2213 and encodes 590 amino acids. The record is from RefSeq and is a predicted model, not a curated record. Gene Ontology annotation, biological process: response to oxidative stress.
AUGCGCUGAUACGUGGCCUUCAUGAGUUCAUCAACACAAUUCCACCGCGACAGUGUGUUUUUUUGCCAGUUACAUCUUCCCCCGUAACCUAGCUAUGUGGUAUUUGAACAUGUGGCUUAGUAAGAGUAUACGAGGAUUUCUCGUAAGGUCUCCGUCGCAGUAGUUGGUUGUAUCUCCACAAUAAGCACGACCAAGCACUUAAGCAAACAUGUAUUUUUUUUAUUUUAUUUGCCAUAGAUGUGUUUUUCGGCGUACAUAGUACAUGAAGUUAUGUAUUUACUUCGUACCGGAUGCCCGUACUACACGUUAGCAGAAAUAUCUGUUAUAAAAUCUUCAUUCGACAUUAUCUUCGGAGUAUAAAUAAAGAAAGGCUGGGCAGUGGAUUUAAAAGUGCUACAGCUUAAGAAUUAACUAGCAUCAGUGUCAUCGGUUCCGGUACGAUGUGUUACGGACGCGUACUAGCGUUGCUAUUGGCGGUGCUAUGUGGACUGCGGGAAACUUCAGCACAGUGCGUUGCCACCGAACCCUACCGUUCGAUCGAUGGAAGCUGCAACAAUCUUCAGAAUCCAACGUGGGGAUCCGCGAACACCAAGUUUAAUCGCUUGAUCCCACCGAAGUACAACGAUGGCAUAUCCUCUCCUCGGUUGGCUCAGGAUGGCAGCGAGCUGCCUAACCCUCGGUUACUGUCGGUGGAGGUGUUCGGCGAGGGUCAGCAGAACAGUCCCCAGUUCACGCUCGCCAACAUGCAGUUCGGACAGAUUGUGGCCCAUGACAUGGCGCUCACACGUGGAGUGAGAGAUCCUGUUACGUGUUGCGCUAAUGGAAAGCUUCAACCGAGCCCGAGUCCCCGUUGCUUCGCUAUUCCAGUCGCAGAAAAUGAUCCCGUGUUCUCCGAACGUGACAUCGAAUGUUUGAAUUUGAUUCGAACAAUAACCACCUGCGAUUUGGCGCCAAUCAACUGUACGCAGGCGGAGCAGAUCAAUAGUGUUACCUCAUUCCUAGAUCUAUCGCUAGUCUACGGUAACACGCAGGCUGAAAGCCUUCAGCUGCGCACACUGACUGGAGGAUUGCUGAAGGUAGAGACUCGCGGUGGUAGUGAUUGGCCUCCAAGACAUCCUAAUGCUAGCACUACAUGCACCUUGCGAACGCCCCUGGAAGCAUGUUACUUGACCGGUGAUAGUAGUCGAUCAAAUCAGAGCCCUCAUCUGGCCCUGCUACAGGUUUCGUUCGUCCGAGAACAUAAUCGUAUCGCGCGUGCCUUGCGCACCCGUUUUACCACGUGGACCGAUGAGAAGCUGUUCCAGGAGGCGCGCCGUAUCAAUAUCGCCGAGUACCAGCACAUCGUUUACAACGAGUGGCUACCGAACUUCCUGGGAUUAUCCUAUAUGCGUUCCGUUGGUUUGAACUUUGCUACUCCAAGCUUCGUAAACGAUUAUGGAACCCAGAUGAACCCAUCCGUGAUCAACGAACACACAACAGCCGCCUUCCGGUUCUUCCAUUCCGCCAUUCAGGGCACUCUCAAAUUAUACGAACAAAGCAGGCAAGUUUACAAGCAAGUCGACAUCAACGAUAACACCAACAACCCGAACAUACUGGAGGAAACGACUGAUCGGUAUGCGGCACUUCUGCGUGGCAUGACCACACAGCCCAUGGGUCGAAACGACGACAGUCUUGAUCCGGCCAUCAAGCACUUCCUGUUCCGAUUUAACAAUCAGUUCGGAACGGAUUUGAAAUCGAUCGACAUUCAGCGGGCACGAGACCAUGGUUUGCCGGGCUACAACGAUUUCGUGCAGUACUGUUUUAAUACGCGUGCCAACACGUGGGCAGAUUAUAAUCAGGCGUUGGUACCAGAGGCCAUCGAGCUGCUAAGCAUCUACUACCGGUCGGUGAACGAUCUGGAUCUGGCGGUAGGAUUGGCAUUCGAGAAGAAAAUAGACGGCACCGAGACGGGCAUCGUGAUGCGCUGUAUCCUGAACGAACAAUUCUCGCGAACACGCCGUGGUGAUCGCUUCUUCUACGAGAACGGUCAAUCAGUGGUGGGUUUAACGUUGGGACAGCUAACGGAGAUCCGUAAGGCAAACAUGGCACGCAUCCUGUGCGAUAGCACGACCAACGUGCAGGAGAUGCAACGCUCUGCGUUCCUUUUGCCCUCCAACACUAAUCCGAUUGUACCCUGCACCAGUCUCCCGACGCCAAAUUUGAACGUAUGGUAAAAGGUAGAUAACAAUGAAUUGGGUAUAUUGUACGAUUGGAUGAAUUUUAAAAUCAAUAAAGCAGAAUCAAAUGAAAUGGGCCUAUUUAUU